Larimichthys crocea (large yellow croaker) is the source of this 1236-nucleotide messenger RNA. RefSeq names its product Epstein-Barr virus induced 3 (gene ebi3). Gene Ontology annotation, molecular function: protein binding; cytokine receptor activity. The record is from RefSeq and is a predicted model, not a curated record. Bases 223 to 969 code for a protein of 248 amino acids. Lineage: Eukaryota; Metazoa; Chordata; Actinopteri; Sciaenidae. Gene Ontology annotation, cellular component: membrane. The transcript is spliced from 6 exons.
CUGCUGCUCAUACAUACAGAGCGACAAGUCGUCAGCAAACGGUCACACAUACAGUUUGUCACCCCUGAACUCUGACAUGCAGGAUUGAGAAGACUGUGACUGAAAGAAGCAAGAGCAAAGAACAAAAGAAAGGACAGCUCAACAUCUUCCACAGGCGAGGGCCGGCUACAAUAAUUAACAAAGCUAUUCAUAGAAACUACACUUCUCCCGCCUGAAGCGCUCAUGGCUGUGACGGUUGGCAGUGUGUGUGUCGCUGUGACUCUCCUCAUGUGUGUCCUUGGAGGCCAAGCGGUGGACCUGCUGAGGGCAAAGGCAACAUCAGGGUUUUCUCCCGCCACUCCCAAGGUGCAUUGCUGGUGUGCAGGCUAUCCCAACUUGACUGCUCAAUGCUCCUGGCCUGAACCUUCUCACUCCACAUCGCUCAUACACUACAUUGCCACCUGCAGCGAGAGAAACAGGCCGACGGUCACCACACAGUGCCAGUUCAUCCAACCUGGUUCAGCAGCAUCAUCCUCCUCAUCUGAACGGCUCUUGCACUGCACCCUGCCCAACCUGAAACUCCUCACCGACUACAUCCUCAAUGUCACAGCCGUGACUGCUUCUGGUGAAAGCAGCUCCCAUCUAUCAAGUUUCAUGUUGGAGGACAUAGUGAAACCAGAUCCUCCCGUAGACGUCCGGGUUUCCCCUCUUAAUAUCAGAAACUUGUUGGUGGAGUGGUCUCCUCCCCCUACUUGGGCUAACCUGAACAUCUUCCCCCUAAAAUACCAGAUACUUUACCAGUGGGAAAGCAGGGGCACCCCAAGGUCUAUCAAUCUGGGUCCAUUCGAGAGCACCAAGAUUGAGCUGAAGGGGCUGACGCCGGGAAGGCCUUACCUGUUCCAGGUGUGUGCUAUGGAGCUGCUGGGUCUGGGCAAGUGCAGCGACUGGAGCUUACCUGUAAAAGUCACCAUACCAAGAGUGAAACUGUAGAGACUCACUUCAGUCUCACUUCCUUUUUCAUUUAACCCGGCUCCUUUUGAGCUAGCGGUGAAGUAAAACUGAAGAAUCGCUGACCUCUUUGUUUUUUUAAGCUGCACAGGCAAUGCAAACAGUAAUUAUUAAUAUUUAUAAUAUUUUAUUUUAUUUAUAAAGGAAUGACUGUGUUUUUUUGUAAUACUGUGGGUUUGUGAUAAUACAUGAACGAUAAAACACUAUGAUAAUAAGUCAUGAUGUUAUUAAAGACACAUUUUUGCAUCA